Messenger RNA from Prunus armeniaca (apricot), 273 nucleotides. Lineage: Eukaryota; Viridiplantae; Streptophyta; Magnoliopsida; Rosales; Rosaceae. The record is from the annotation of a GenBank genome assembly.
AUGGAGGGUCGACAACGAAAGCAUUGCCAUUGUGGGAAGCUCUGUCGAGUUCAGACCUCAUGGACAGAUUCCAACCUAGGUCGAAGGUUUCUAGUCUGCCCACUGGGAAGGAACAAAGGUUGUUGCUUCUUUGAGUGGUUUGAUCCAGAGAUGUGUUCUCGUUCAAAGGAUAUAAUACCUGGGUUGCUGAAGAACAGAGGAAGACUGGAACAAGAUCUAGCCCAGCUUCGAGGGGUAAUCAUCGUUAGGUUUAGAGUUGACUAUGUAAUGUAG